Molecule: messenger RNA, 1758 nt
Organism: Fonsecaea erecta
Lineage: Eukaryota; Fungi; Ascomycota; Eurotiomycetes; Chaetothyriales; Herpotrichiellaceae
Exons: 3
Coding region: 1-1758 (585 amino acids)
Biological process (GO): SNARE complex assembly
Cellular component (GO): endosome; lytic vacuole
Molecular function (GO): SNARE binding
Source: RefSeq, a predicted model, not a curated record
AUGCCGCAGCUCAGACGGGCCAGGCCUAGCCUGAGCCUCAGAUCGCUUCGAAACAGAUUUCUUGCCAGUGAAACUGCGCCACCGCCGAAAUCGCUGGAUGCGGAGGUUAAAGACAACGAGACCACAGAACAUGAAAUCGAGAUACCCUUGAAUGCCACCGACUCUUCUGCCGACUCCACCUACGUCAACGUAGAAACCGUCAAGAUGGAUUGUCCCGUCUGUCACGAACAUCUCAAGGAAAGCACGAGCGUCAAUUGCGCAAACUGCGUGAACAACCUGCUCUACAACAGCCGCUUCGACCUGGCCAGAGUCCUGCUCGAGAAAGAGUCCCUCGGAAAGAAAGUAGAAGCCAUCGUCGGACCCGAGCCUGAGCAACCUCUUGAUGAAGAAACUGCGAGACUCAGGAAGGCCUGGCAGAGACAGCAGGAAAAGAUAGAAGAACAGCGGGUCAAGGAGCAAGAAGAAGAUAUACGGCGCGAACUCCUCAUUAAGCAGAAGGAACUACAAGAGAAGAAAGUCCACGCCCAGGCCCUGAGAAAGAACUUAGAAGAACAAAGAGCCAAUCUCGCCGCCGCAAAACAAGCCCAGGCCAGGAAUCACAAGAAGAAGCUCGCGGAACUCAAAGAGAACGGUGAGAAACUGAAGGCACAAUAUGACGCUCUUCAUGAAAAGAUUAUCGACACUCGAGCCAUUCUCUGCCGCGAAGCCGCCAGUCUCUUGAGGCUUCAUCACUCCCACAGGAAGACCAAAGACGGUACAAUCAAGGAUCGCCACUAUAUUGCGGGUCUCUUGUUGCCAGACUUGAAGGAGAUCAACAAUAUGCGAUGUACCGAACUCACGGCGGCACUUGGGAAUGUCACUCGACUCGUUUUCCUCUGCUCCUUUUACCUUGGUAUCAGACUCCCUGCAGAAAUCACUGUGCCUCACCGAGACUACCCUCUCGCGACCAUCAACACUCCGCUCACCUCGUACCUGGGACAACGCAUCACGUUCCCCGGCAGCGGGUCGAGCCUCUCUGCGCCCAGCAGUCCCUCCGCAUCUCGAAUGGAUCUUAGCUCGUCUCCCAAACCUCGCCCACUCUACAUCGGCUCCGAUGACUACAACGAAUCUGUUGCCCAGUUCGCCAAGAAGGAACCUCUGGCCUUCAACUACUUCAUCGAAGGCGUCUCUCUCCUGGCUUGGGAUGUUGCGUGGCUAUCUCGCACUCAAGGCUUCGUUGCAGGCACCGACACGUGGGAGGAUAUUUGUGACAUGGGUCGCAUCCUGUUCCAAAUGACCUUGGCUCCUGCACAAUCUAGCGCACUACCUCGAGUCAUCACCCAGCGCAACGCUCACAACCGCCACCGCCGCUCCCAGAGCACGUCGUCACCAGUCAUCGAUGACAAGGAAAGCGCGUUCCCUGCACGUCUUGGCUCAUACUCUCACAACUCAGCUCACACAUUCCUUGGGUCUGCUGCUGCAGCUGGAGAUAACCCAUCCCGCCACUGGCGCGUCAGUCGAUACUCCAUGAUCUCCGACCCCUUGAAGAAGCAUCUCAUCACUGAGAUGAACAACGCUGAAUGGGAGUUGUUGGAUCAACAGGAGUGGAACGAUGGUGGGGAGAAGAUGGACGAAGCUGUCUUUAUCAAAACGAGGCCGAUGGACGGGAAGGAAUAUGAUGAUGCUAGAAGCAUCAUGGCCCCCGGUGGGGAGGAGGACGGCGCCCGGGCCAAGGGCAAGAGUGGCUGGACCAAACUCAAGAACAGAGAAAAGGAAUAG